AUGACAUCUACAGAUUCUACAUCAUUAGCGAAAUUUCUUAAAAAGGAAAAAGAUCAAAAGGUUAUCAGUUUUGCGGAACACAAUCUAAAAGGUGUACCAAUUGGUAAUGACAGUUGGCAAAGAAUGGUUUCUGGAAUGUUAUAUAAUCCUGGAGAUGAAACAUUAAAAUUAGCAAGAUUAAAAGUUCGAGAUUAUCAAUUAGAUUAUGAAAAAUUUAGAUUCCGAGAUUAUACUGUUCCCAAAGAAUAUUCAGCUGCUAAACGAGAAUAUUUAAGAAAAUUCAUUGGUCAUGUUGGAGAUGGUACAUUUAUGGAACAUCCAAUUUAUUUUGAUUAUGGAUUUAAUACAUAUUUGGGUGAAAAUUUUUAUAGUAAUUAUAAUUUAACAAUAUUAGACUGUUCAAUAGUUAAAAUUGGAGAUAAUGUUAUAUGUGGAACCAAUGUUUCGAUUUUAACUCCAUUACAUCCUAUUGAACCUUAUUUAAGAUUAACUGAAGAUGAAGAUAUUUUAGAAAGUGCAAAACCAAUAACAAUUGGUAAUAAUUGUUGGUUAUGUUCUGGAUGUUCUAUUACUGCUAACAUUGGUAAUAAUUGUGUUAUUGGUGCUAAUUCUGUAGUUUCAAAGGAUGUUCCGGAUAAUUCUUUAUUUUUGGGGAAUAAAGUUGUAAGGACUUUGAAAGAAACUGAUACAAAGGAAAACAUAGAAAGACUUUUGAGAGAAUAUGGGUAUUAUGAUUCAAAGUAA
Molecule: messenger RNA, 744 nt
Organism: Lodderomyces pseudojiufengensis
Lineage: Eukaryota; Fungi; Ascomycota; Pichiomycetes; Serinales; Debaryomycetaceae
Product: acetyltransferase
Exons: 1
Coding region: 1-744 (247 amino acids)
Molecular function (GO): acetyltransferase activity
Source: RefSeq, a predicted model, not a curated record